CAGCUCCCUCCGACAGGCCGGAAGCGGAGACGGCAGUGGAGGCAAACACUGCGCCCCGGCUCGGUCUCUUUGUCCAUCCGCCGCUCCGCUCAAGACGUCCGCCGCGACACCAUGGCCAAUGUCGCCGAUACGAAGCUGUACGACCUCCUGGGAGUGUCCCCGUCCGCCACGGAGAACGAGCUGAAGAAGGCAUACAGGAAGCUAGCUAAAGAGUACCACCCUGACAAGAACCCCAACGCCGGUGACAAGUUUAAAGAGAUCAGCUUUGCCUACGAUGUGCUCACCAACCCCGAGAAGAAGGAGCUGUACGACCGCUACGGGGAGCAGGGCCUGCGGGAAGGGGGCGGCGGCGGCCCCGGGAUGGACGACAUCUUCUCCCACAUCUUCGGGGGCGGGCUGUUCGGCUUCAUGGGCGGACAGGGGGGUCGCUCCAGGAACGGGGGCCGGAGGAGAGGGGACGACAUGGUCCACCCACUCAAGGUGUCGCUGGAGGACCUUUACAAUGGAAAAACAACCAAACUACAGCUUAGCAAGAAUGUACUGUGUAGCACUUGUAAUGGGCAGGGGGGAAAGACGGGGGCCGUACAGAAGUGCACGGCGUGUCGGGGGCGUGGCAUGCGCAUCAUGAUCAGACAGCUGGCUCCGGGGAUGGUCCAACAGAUGCAGUCCGUCUGCACCGACUGCAACGGCGAAGGGGAGGUCAUCAGUGAGAAGGACCGCUGUAAAAAAUGUGAGGGGAAGAAGGUGGUGAAGGAGGUGAAGAUCCUGGAGGUGCACGUGGACAAGGGCAUGAAGCACGGCCAGAAGAUCACCUUCGGAGGAGAAGCCGACCAGGCGCCGGGGGUGGAGCCUGGAGACAUCGUGCUGGUCCUGCAGGAGAAGGAGCACGAGACGUUCCGGCGAGACGGGAACGACAUAUUCAUCACCCAUAAGAUCGGCCUGGUGGAGGCGCUGUGCGGCUUCCAGUUCAUGCUCAAGCAUUUAGACGGCCGGCAGAUCGUGGUGAAGUACCCGGCGGGCAAAGUCAUCGAGCCAGGCUCGGUGAGGGUGGUGCGAGGAGAGGGGAUGCCGCAGUACCGAAACCCCUUUGAGAAGGGAGACCUGUACGUGAAGUUCGAGGUCCAGUUCCCCGAGAACAACUGGAUCAGCCCGGAGAAACUGGUGGAGCUGGAGGACAUGCUGCCCUCGCGGUCGGAGCCCCCCCUCAUCACCGGGGAGACGGAGGAGGUGGACCUGCAGGACUACGACGUGAGCCAGGGCUCGUCGGCGGGCGGCCGCAGAGAGGCGUACAACGACAGCUCCGACGAGGAGGGGGGCCACCACGGGCCGGGGGUCCAGUGUGCCCACCAGUAACCUGACGGCCCCCCACCCCACAGUCUGCUGCAGCUCAUCACAAGUCACAUGUCCAGUUCCCACCUGCAGAGAGAGGAGUGUGUGUGUUUGCGUGCGUGUGUGUGUCUGCCCCCCCGCCCACACUGAGACCAGUCUUUGAGGAGAAUGUUUCUUGUUUGCUGAGCUGUCCUUCAUUUUGUUCCCAUAGUAUUUACAAGAGUUAAUUUAAGAAGCUAACCAAUGAGACGUGGAGCUGAGCGCUGAGAGCAGAUCGGGACUCGGCGCCAUUCGUAGGAUUUUGUUUCAGAUUUUUACAGCUUUAUUAUUUUCUUUGUAGGUUUUUGGUAUAUAUAUUUUUUUCCUUUCUAUUUUAAUUCCAACCGAAAAUUGGUUCUUGUGUAUAAGAUUGAAGUUGUUGUUUCAUCAGCUGCUGUGUGUGACUUUAAACCCAAGAGAAAAGAGAAAAGCUAUAGUCUGUAUCCGUGCUGAGACCAUGUGCAUGUUCACAGCUUUGGUUCCUGCACUUCAAACAUCCAGUGGAGCAGCACACUUCUGCAGAAAUGUAUAUGGAGUCCUGAAAUAAACAUUUGAAGUAUCCCAUGA
This is a messenger RNA of Salarias fasciatus (jewelled blenny), 1935 nucleotides long. It is a transcript of the gene dnaja2a, whose product is annotated as DnaJ heat shock protein family (Hsp40) member A2a. Gene Ontology annotation, biological process: response to heat; protein folding. The coding region runs from base 112 to 1353 and encodes 413 amino acids. The transcript has 9 exons. Lineage: Eukaryota; Metazoa; Chordata; Actinopteri; Blenniiformes; Blenniidae. The record is from RefSeq and is a predicted model, not a curated record. Gene Ontology annotation, molecular function: Hsp70 protein binding; ATP binding.